AUGAGACUCUUUGGUUUGCAAUCUUGGCUGCGGGCUCUCUUCCACUUCAUUGUUCCGAUGCCCAUGACUCGCGGAAUGCCAUCCCAGCGGCCGUUGAGCCCAACCUUAGACUAUCUACUCAGGGACGGUGAAACUCGCCGAUAUGUGCAGUCCGACUCGGUCUCGCCAUUUGCGCUCGGAGACUUCUUCCGCAACAAAACAUCUGUAUCCGUGAUCGCAGAAGAAUUACAUGCGAAUCUCCGGCAAUACCAAAACUUCAUGUGGAGGCAUAAGACGUCAGCCCGUUUUUUCCUUGGGUCUUUCUUCUUUCACAUCCCUCGAACGUUCCGACUCUUCCGCGCAGACCUUCAACUAUUCGCAGGGCCUGCGCCUGUGUGCCUGAGCGUAUGCAAAGCUGUCUGUGACUCUGUGGCUCUGUGUUUAGAGGAGGCCGGUGCAAAACUUUUCCUAGUGUGCAGCGACCCAAGUAGUUUGAGCUUCAACAUGGAUAGAGCUGGGUCCAUCCAAUAUGUACCCCAGUCAAGUCACCAGGAAGCUAUGCGCACUGACCAUACGGACGACACAGAGUACACGUACUCCCUCCAGCUUUUGACAGGACAGCCACGUUGCUGGAUAUUAAGGUGUCGGUGGGAGAGCAGGAACCAAGGCGAUUCGCUGGUGUGCAGUCCGAAAUUCAGAGGAAGACGAGAAGAGAGAACGAGUUUGCAGGCCAACAGAUGGAAAGCCAAGAAGACGAUGAUUAGGAUCGCAUCCAUCGAUGGCUGCGUUUUGGCUUGCUCAGGCAGUCGUCAGGGGGUGGUCGAAAAGACCGAGGCGGGCCAUCACAAUCCAAAAGUCCGUAACGCUUUGUUUUCGAUAGCAGAGCAUGUGCUGUGUAAGUGGCUGCGACCAAAGUCAGCUCAGCCAGCCCUUCAAAGAUCAAAAGGACAGACUGGUGGCCAAGACGAAUCAGAGCAGCGUGCUGUUGGAAUGCCAGAUUCUCGGGACCCUGGGAGGGCGACGCCGAGAUUCCCAAGCUUACCCCACGUCUUGUGGCAGCCGAAGCAGCUUGUUUCCCAUUCGAGGCAUCGGCCUAAACUGGCCGCAGCUGCACCAAGCAUGCCUGUGAUGAUCCUCGCGCUGGCGUUGGUCUGCUGCAUUCGCAAUCCGCCUGCCACCAUCGCCAUCUAUCUAUGGUCCAUCUCAUCCCUUAGCCCAUUGAUCCAUCCAAAGCACUGCGUAGACAGUCAUCCAGUGAUUCGUUACCGCAACAAGCCUAGUCGUCGGAUUUCCUGGCGGCGCAAGGUCGUGAAAGGUUGCUUGCGCAGGUCCGGCCUAGGCUCCAAGGGGCAGCCCGGCCUGCUCAUCGCAGGGCCAGCUUGGAAGCCUUAG
Messenger RNA from Colletotrichum lupini, 1371 nucleotides. RefSeq lists its product as uncharacterized. The record is from RefSeq and is a predicted model, not a curated record. NCBI's taxonomy places the organism in Eukaryota, Fungi, Ascomycota, Sordariomycetes, Glomerellales, Glomerellaceae. The transcript is spliced from 10 exons. The coding region runs from base 1 to 1371 and encodes 456 amino acids.